AUGACAAAAAAGAAAAAUGAAAAUAAUAGAGGUGUCGAUGAAUUGGCGAAAACACAGAAUUCACCAGCUGAAACUGAUCCGUUAUUAGAAUAUGAGACAACUGCUGUUGAUCUGAGAGAGGGUGUUUGUCUCGGAUGGCAGGAUAUUCGAGUGUCUAGAAAACAGAAGGACGGCGAAAUGAAGGAGAUUCUCAAAGGUGUUUCGGGACAGGCGCGCGCUGGUCAAUUGACAUUUAUAAUGGGAGGAUCAGGAGCUGGAAAAACGACACUGUUGAAUGUGCUCACGAAUCGAAAUAUGAAGGAAAUGGAAAUGAGUGGAACGAUAUUAAUGAAUGGAAGGGAAAUUUGCGCGUCCGAAUUGAAACGAUUCAGCGCUUAUGUGCAACAGGAAGAUGCAUUCAUUAGCGGGUUUUCGGUUUACGAAACUCUCGAUUUUGCGGCUAAACUUCGAAAUCCCGACGAACUUGACAGUGAUCAAAGAGCUGAAUUGGUCGAAAAGCUUCUGAUUCAAUUGAAUUUGAAAAAAUGUCAAGAUGCUUCGAUUGGAGGCGUCGCGCAAAAGUCGAUCUCUCGAGGCGAACGAAAACGAUUGGCGUUCGCUUGUGAGAUCCUCACAAAUCCUUCUAUUCUGUUCUGCGAUGAACCAACGUCCGGCUUGGAUUCGUACAUGUCGCAUCAGGUGAUGAGUUCGCUUCGAGACCUCGCAAUUAGUGGAAAAACGAUAAUUUGCACAAUUCAUCAGCCGAGUACUCCAGUGUUUUUAAUGGCCGACGCACUGAUUCUUCUUAAUCAAGGACAAGUUGUGUAUUGUGGACCAGCAAACAAAGUCGACGACUAUUUCGCAAAGCUUGGUUAUCCGCUUCCGCUAUUCACUUCGAGUACCGAACACUUUAUGGCAGUUUUGUCGAAAAAUAACGAAGAAACCGACCAACACUAUGAAGCGCGAUUAAAGGUUUGCGAAGAAAAAAAUCGGUUUCAAGCGAAUCGAAAAUUGUUUGUUUUUUCGGCAUUAACGCAACAAAACAUUGAAGUUCACAAUAAUUUUGAUUAUCUCGGAGAUGCGAAAGAACAACAAUCCACUGGAUUUGCACGAUCAUGGCUUCAACAAUUUAUAUAUUUAUAUAUUCGCGCGAAUAUUCAAUUAUUUCGCAAGAAACGAUAUGUCUGUAUUAAAAUAACCCAGACGAUGGUAAUCAGCGGUGUACUCGGAUUGGUCUACUUGCAAGUGCCGAUUCACAGAAACUACUUAUUGGGAAUGAAAGGCGUCAUUUUCGCAACCUUCCAAAUGAACAAUACGCUGUUUAUGCUGCCUAGUAUGGUGGUUUUCUGGGAAGACUAUCCCGUCGUCGUUCGAGAAUUUCAAGCCAACAUGUACUCGCCAAGCGCCUACUUUUUAGCCAAAACAACGGCCGAUUCGUUGCAAUAUAUUAUUUAUCCAUUAAUCUUUUCGUCAAUAGUUUACUUCUUGUGCGGUCUGCCGCUUCAUCAAAAAGCAAUGAUAUCCUAUAUGGGAAUGUCGGUGGCGAUGGGAUUGAUUGUGACUGCCAUGUCUGCCGCCGUCGUUUCGUUGUUCGGAGAUCUCACAGUGUCUCUCAUUGGUGCUCCACUUAUCGGAAUUCCUUUGAUGACAUUUGGAGGCUUCUUGAUCACAUUCGACUCGAUUCCAUUGUAUUAUAAACCGAUCGCUUAUUUCUCCUGGUAUAAAUAUGCAUUCGAGGCUGUGAUAAUAGCAUUCUUCGAAAAUGUUGGCGAAAUUCCUGGAUGCUCUAUUAAAACAUACAACAUUGAAUUCGGAUGCUCCACUGGAGAACAGUUUAUCAAGGAUUUGGAUUUUUCGCCGGAUCGUUAUUGGUAUGAUUGGAUCGCGAUCCUAUUGAUAUUCCUUUUUUGGAAGUUACUCGGAUUGUUUGUAUUCACUAGAAGAAUAUCUCGAGCGUGA
This is a messenger RNA of Caenorhabditis bovis, 1938 nucleotides long. Lineage: Eukaryota; Metazoa; Nematoda; Chromadorea; Rhabditida; Rhabditidae. The record is from the annotation of a GenBank genome assembly.